Aspergillus versicolor CBS 583.65 is the source of this 1978-nucleotide messenger RNA. RefSeq lists its product as uncharacterized. The transcript has 7 exons. The coding region runs from base 13 to 1839 and encodes 608 amino acids. The record is from RefSeq and is a predicted model, not a curated record. Gene Ontology annotation, biological process: siderophore transmembrane transport. NCBI's taxonomy places the organism in Eukaryota, Fungi, Ascomycota, Eurotiomycetes, Eurotiales, Aspergillaceae. Gene Ontology annotation, molecular function: siderophore-iron transmembrane transporter activity.
CAACUUGGCAUUAUGGCUACAGUCGACGAGAUCGCGACGGUGCCCAAGGGCUCACCCUCGCCAGCUGCAGACGUACCUGUAGAGCCUGUGACUGAAAAGACCAACUACGGUCGAAAUGAAGAGUCUUCAGACUCAGACAGCCUCCAGGCAGGUGUACGCAGGGCCGAGAUGCUGCGCACGGGCUGGACGCGCCAAGGGCUGAUUAUAACCUUCACUGGAUUGUUCCUGGCGUCUCUGGUGAACAAUUUUGGCGACUACUCUACCCAGGUGUACGUGCCGUAUGCAACCUCCUCGUUCAAGCAGCAUUCGGCAAUGUCGGCUGCUAAUGUCGUGGCCAAUAUUACGCGGAUUGCGGCGUACCCGAUCAUCGCGAAGCUGGGAGAUGUAUUCGGACGAGCGGAGAUGUUCACGCUCUCUAUCCUGUUCCAGGCUAUUGGAUAUGCCAUUUAUGCUGCAUGCAAGAAUGUUUCCCAAUAUAUUGCCGGGGGUAUCUUCGAGAAUAUCGGGUCCACCGGCUUCGGCCUCACGCAGCAAGUCUUCGUCGCAGACGUCACGAACCUCGUCAACCGCGCCGUCUGGUCCACCCUCCCCGACUCCCUAACCGUCAUCCCAGCCCUGUACAUCGGCACCGAAAUCUCGACCCGGAUGCUCGCAGACUCGCACUGGCGCUGGGGCUAUGGAAUGUGGGCAAUCAUCCAGCCCGUCUGCUCGACACUCCUAGUCGGCGCAAUGCUCUACUACCAGCGGCGCACGCCAGCACCCAAGAAAACUUCCGAGAUGAUCGGCUGGAAUGAGAGCAGCAGCAGCUACUGGAGGCGCAUCUACAACGUAGUCUGGAUCCAGCUCGACGGAUUCGGCGCUGUGCUUCUUCUCCUGGGCCUCUCGCUCUUCCUCAUUCCAUUGUCACUCACGGGGUCCGGAAAUAGCGAUGACUGGCACAAGGGCUCGUUCAUUGCCAUGCUUGUACUGGGCGUUGUCAUCUUUGCUGUCUUCAUUGCAUGGGAUACCUGGGUUGCGCAGAAGCCAUUCAUCCCAUAUCGCAUGAUCAAGAAUCGAACCGUCGCUGCAGCCUGUCUGCUCGGCGCUCUGGACUUCUUCCACUACUCCGUCUUUACUGUCUUCUUUACCAGCUAUCUCCAGGUAGCUGCGCAUUACGGACCAGCCACAGCGACGCGGAUUGACAACUCCCUCCGCGUCGCCUUCCAAGUCUCCGGCAUCUUCGCCGCCUAUUUCAUGAAAUACACCCGCCGCUCGCAGAUCUGGGUCCUAACCGGCGUGCCCCUCUGCGUGCUCGGCAUGGGCGUGCUCCUAUAUCUAGUCGACAUGGGCAACGGCCGCGUCGGCAACGAAGCAGCAUUCGUAACCGUGAAAUCACUCAUCGGAAUCGGCCGCGGGUUCUACCAGACUGCAGCGCAGGUCUCCGUGCAGGCCAAGGUUUCGAGGGGGGACGUCUCCGUCGUCACGGCCGUUUUCUUUGCCGCUAUGAGUGUUGGGGCUGCGAUUGGGACUAGCGUCGCCGGCGCAAUCUGGCGCAACACGCUCCCGGAGAAACUCUCCCAGCAUCUCCCGGCCGAAUACAAAGACCAGGCCGGCGCGAUAUUCUCGAGUAUAGUCGUGGCGCAGGAGUAUGAGGUUGGAACGCCUGUGCGUGAGGCGAUUGAUACCGCGUACCGGGGUUCUCAGCGGCUGCUGGCUAUUGCGGCGCUGGCGUCGCUGGUGCCUAUGUUGGUGAUUAUGUUCUUUUUGGAGAAUGUGAAGCUUGAUGAGAGGACGACGGCUGUAGGGAAGGAUGAUGACGGUAAGCCUGGGGUGGAUGGAGAAGUUAGGGAGAAGGCGUGAUGAUAUCUGGUAGAGAUUAAGACGAAAUGUAUUAAGAUGGGAGAAGAAAAAUAGAUUACUACACCAUCUGCUGAAGGUAUAAAGGCAAGGCGUCUAGACCACUCUUCCAUUAGCCCAGGGGUAACUACAAAACAUUCCC